This is a messenger RNA of Miniopterus natalensis, 1655 nucleotides long. It is a transcript of the gene LYZ, whose product is annotated as lysozyme. Gene Ontology annotation, biological process: defense response to Gram-positive bacterium; defense response to Gram-negative bacterium. Gene Ontology annotation, molecular function: lysozyme activity. The record is from RefSeq and is a predicted model, not a curated record. Lineage: Eukaryota; Metazoa; Chordata; Mammalia; Chiroptera; Miniopteridae.
AGAAAACAAACCUGCUUAUUACUAUGCACAUCUCAUAUAUACUCGGGAGAAAUUCGGGGAUGAGUAAAAGAGGUGGCUAGAAUUUGGGCUUACAUAGCAUCUUCACCAAGAAUAAUACAUUUUUAGAGAAAUGAGACAGAGGAAAAGAGUCUUCAGCUUCCAAGGGCAGCAAACUGCGGGAUGCUAAAUAUAUGGAGAACUAAUGGGAGAAAAUAGCUAGUCAAUAAAGUUUGUUCUGUGCUCCCUCCGGGCUGAUGAGCAUCUAGGAUUGUACGUUAUUAGCUUCUGUACAAAUUUAUGUUCUGUUCUCAGGCAGAUAGUUCAGAGAGAACUUUUUGUGGAUAUGCUUCUUCUCAGUUGCCUUCAGCUCAAAGUAAUCCUUCUGGCAAAGGGGCAGAGUUUUGAGUGGCAUACUCUGCUAUUCUUCUGUAGGUGUGAUUAUAAAGUUCCCCUACUUUAUAAUGACCCCUCUGUUUUAACAUGGAAAUCUGAGGUAAGGCACUGUUGAAAAGGAGUUGGAGUGUUGUUCACAUGAGGUUUAUUUAUAAACAAAAAAAUGUAUCAGAGUAACAAAAAAAGUUAGAGUAGAAAUCUGGCCGAGCAACAUGGUGUUGUGCUACAUACCUAUUAAAACGACAAUGUGCUAUGUUCUUUUGUGCAAAGAGUACAUAAAAUAAUUUGAAGUGAAAAAAAGUAAAAACAGCAUAGUGAAUGCACACAGAACAAUUUAAUGAAAUGAAUGUUAAUCAAAGAUUAGAGCCCAUUUUCGGUCUGUGUCAAGUGUUUGUUUUUUUUCCUUUAUAGUUGCUCAAAUCCAUAAUACAGUAAGAGAAAGUUCCUGUUUUGAAAACAGUGCCAAUACAAAUUCUUCCUGAGCCAGGGCUUUAAACAAUGUCAUUUCUUCAUUUUCCUGUCGGUUAAUUCUUUUAACCUUUGAAAGUUGGUGAACCAAGAAAAAUUGUUCCUGUUUUCCCCACAUCUCAGAGGGUGGAGCCUCCAAACCACUGGGAAAGAAGGAAGUUAAAAGAUGUUAAAUACCGGGGCGAGCCUACCCAGGCCAGCCUAGAGGUCUGGCUGCUCAGGCAACAUGAAGGCUUUCCUCAUUCUAGGGCUUUUCCUCCUUUCUGUCGCCGUCCAGGGCAAGGUCUAUGAAAGGUGUGAGUUGGCCAGGACUCUGAAAAGGCUUGGAAUGGAUGGCUUCAGGGGAGUGAAGCUGGCAGACUGGGUGUGUUUGGCCAAAUGGGAAAGCAGUUACAACACAAGAGCUACAAACUACAAUCCUGGAAGCAAAAGCACUGAUUAUGGGAUAUUUCAGAUCAAUAGCCGCUACUGGUGCAAUGAUGGCAAAACCCCAAGCGCAGCUAACGCCUGUCGUAUAUCCUGCAACGUUUUGCUGCAAGAUGACAUCACUCAAGCUGUAGCGUGUGCAAAGAGGGUUGUCAGCGACCCACAAGGCAUCAGAGCAUGGGUGGCUUGGAGAAAUCGUUGUCAAAACCGGGAUCUCACUCAGUAUAUUCAAGGAUGUGGAGUGUAACUGGAAUUUUACUUCUUCAGCUCAUUUUGUCUCUUCUUUCAUAUUUAGGGAGUAGUAGUAGUUUAGUAAAAGCUCACAAUACUGUUCUUUGAAACAAAUAAACUUUUUACAGAAGCAGGAA